Molecule: messenger RNA, 735 nt
Organism: Acanthosepion pharaonis
Lineage: Eukaryota; Metazoa; Mollusca; Cephalopoda; Sepiida; Sepiidae
Source: the annotation of a GenBank genome assembly
AUGUCAAUGCCCUGCAGUUUCAGUAAACCGGCGGGGCGACUGUCGCUCGGCUCUCUCGGCUAUAGCUUACUUAUUUCCCCUCGUUCUGGAUUAUUUCCCUUUUGUCGUCUUUUAUUUUUUUAUUUUUUGCCUUUGUCUCCAUUUUCCUUCCCCGUCGUCCCCCUUCUUUUUAUUUACUGUAGCCUCGUUUUGAUUUAUACUUUUCUUCGCUAUCUUUUACUUCUAGCGACCUUCUUCCGGUCUCCUCAUCAUCAUCAUCUUGACCCGCCUCGUUUUGAUUCAUUUCCUUUUCGUUUUCCUCUUUUCUCUUUUAAUUCCACCACAUAUUUAUUCUCCCAUUCGCUGUCUUUUUUAUUUCAUUUUUUUUUGUAUAUUUUUUCCUGUAUUUUCCUUUUCUCUCCUCCUCCUUCUCUUUCUUCUCCUCCUCCUCUCAACCUCGUUUUGACUCAUUUCCUUUCCACUCCAUUCUUUCACACUUACCACACUUCUUUUCCAUUUGAACCUUGCCAUUCGGCUAGUACUUUAUCCUUUGAUAGGUUUUCUCCCCUCUCUUCUCGUUUCUUUUACCCCACCCCGUUCUCCCCACUCCCUGCAAGACGCUCCCCACUCCUAUUCCUUUUUCCGACAGUCAGCACCAAAGAACGCUUAAAGAAAGGACCAACUAAAGUUACAAGAGUACAUCCUUUUUAUAUCCCUCUUUUUCUUUACCCACCUGAAAUAAAUAGAAAUAUGUAA